AUGCAUGUCGAGCUGGGCCGGCCGCAGGUCUCCAGGACACCCGGCCGAUUCCGCGCCCCGGCGAUCGAUAUACUCGAACCAGGAGAGGCAGGUAUUCAGACGGCAGGAACGAGCGCUGUCUGGUGCUCACAUGGGGAAGAGCGAGAGACAUAUGGGGGGAAAGAGAGAGAAAUAGGCAAGUGGGAAGGCUUUAGGUUGCCAAUUUGGGAAUGGAGAGGAGGUGUGUUUGCCUUGAAACGCCGUCAGACAGGGCAGGAUCCUCUCCACAGCGGCCGUGGGUUGUUUUGGUUGUUGUGGUGGUGGUGGUGGCGGUGUGGUUGUGGUGACGACUGGAGUGCGGUGUUUCGCAAAUGCCUCAGGAUGACGUGCCGGCGCGCGAAUACCCCGUACAGAGAGGAACCGCCAGAGAGACAGACAGACAGACAGACAGGCGAAACGACGCAUGGAGCUCCCUACAUACAAUAUGUACAUCGGAGGGUCGGAAAUUGGACGAAGGUGGGCCAUUGGGCAAUUCCACAAGGAGCGCCCAGGCGGCCCCCCGACCAAUCAGAGCAGGCCCGAGGGAGCGGAUAG
Messenger RNA from Coccidioides immitis RS, 573 nucleotides. RefSeq lists its product as uncharacterized. Lineage: Eukaryota; Fungi; Ascomycota; Eurotiomycetes; Onygenales; Onygenaceae. The transcript is spliced from 3 exons. The coding region runs from base 1 to 573 and encodes 190 amino acids. The record is from RefSeq and is a predicted model, not a curated record.